AUGGAAAGCAAUCUACACGUGAUAUCAAAGAAAGUGUGGAAUAUGGUACGUGUUGCGUUCUUCAUGCUGAAAAAAGGCAUAUUAAAGAGAAAACUAAUGAUGGAUCUUAACAUGAUGCUCAAACGCCGCGGAAAACUAGCCGGAAAAGCCAUUGUAAAUCUAAUGUUCCAUCAUCAUAACCACCACAACCCCGGCAGCUCCACCUCAAGCCGACGAUCCCGUGUCUCAAACCACCAAUUCAUCACCUCAACAGAGUAUGAAUUUAGCUGCAGCAACACUCCCAACCACUUCUUCUCAAUAGGGAAGCGUCAUCAUAGCCACAAGCACAAUAAUCAAGCACCACCUACACGUGAUGAUGAGGUGAUGACUAUAAAUUCAAUGAAAGCAGUGUUGGAGAUGCUUAACAACGAACAAGCGAUUGUAGAAGCGUCUCCAGCACUGCCCGGAUUCGGACGUAGUCCAAUGGUGAGGCAAUUGAGGGUGACUGACUCACCUUUCCCUUUAAGAGAUGAUGAUGAGAAGGACAAUCAAGUUGAUAAAGCAGCUGAAGAUUUCAUAAAAAGGUUUUACAGUCAAUUGAGGAAUCAAGAUUGA
This is a messenger RNA of Lathyrus sativus (Indian pea), 594 nucleotides long. The record is from the annotation of a GenBank genome assembly. Lineage: Eukaryota; Viridiplantae; Streptophyta; Magnoliopsida; Fabales; Fabaceae.